Molecule: messenger RNA, 1204 nt
Organism: Lindgomyces ingoldianus
Lineage: Eukaryota; Fungi; Ascomycota; Dothideomycetes; Pleosporales; Lindgomycetaceae
Product: cytochrome c oxidase subunit VI
Exons: 4
Coding region: 314-754 (146 amino acids)
Biological process (GO): mitochondrial electron transport, cytochrome c to oxygen
Cellular component (GO): mitochondrial inner membrane
Source: RefSeq, a predicted model, not a curated record
UCUUGAGACGAGCGAUGUGCGACGGUCCUGCGUGCCAUAAUGUCGUUGAUGAGGUUGAGGCGCGGCCAGGAACGGGAAGCAGAAGCUCUGAUCGGGCGCUCCCGCUUCCACUUCCCAGCGUCUUGGCACGCUUAUUUCCAACCGUGUCAGUCCACCACAACCCAGCAGCAAAACCUAGCUCGUGCAGGAACCUCCCUCUACUUCACCCCCAACGACACCGUCCAGCACCAGCAAGCCGCAGCAGCCUCCCAUUCCCGCCCGACGGAUCCACCUACGCCCUCCGCAGCUCGUGGUGCCGCCAUUGUAACGAGCCAUGUCCUUCGUGCGUGCCGUCUCGAAGGUCAGUCGAGUGGGUGUGCGAGUUCCGGCCAGCCGAGUCGGGCCCGUCGCCUGGAGCGCGCAGCGAGCCUUUUCGCAGUCCGCCGUGAGAAGCAGCGAUGCUCACGCCGAGGAGACGUUUGAGGAGUUUACUGCCAGAUACGAGAAGGAGUUUGACAAGGUCAAUGACGUCUUCGAGCUCCAGCGAAAUUUGAACAACUGCUUCGCCUACGACCUCGUCCCCUCACCUUCCGUCAUUGUUUCCGCACUGCGGGCUGCUAGACGGGUGAACGACUUCCCCUCCGCCGUGCGUGUUUUUGAGGGCAUCAAAUUCAAAGUCGAAAACAAGAGCCAAUACGAAGAAUACCUGCAAGACCUCGAAGGGAUACGCGAAGAACUCGGCAUUCCCUUGAAGGAGACCAUGUAUCCUGAAUAGACGCACCCUUCAACACGUCCGACAUCCCUCCCCACUGGAUCCAGACACAGACACAAAUACAAAUACACAAGAAAGCUCGCGUACCCAUUCAAUUGUAGAUGCGGUGGUCAUUUCGGUUUUAACUUGCUUUAGAAGGAUGGGAAAAGGAGACGGGGAGGGGGAGGGAUAAGGUACGCUGUAUCAGUAUUGGGGAUUUUCCUUUUGUGAGCAAUGACGGGGGAUGGGUAUGUAUUGAGUCUGUGUUGCUCUUGGAGCUGGUACUUGGCGAGAAGAAGGGUGAGAGCGGUAUCCCGCUGUAGCUGAUGUAUAGAAUUUCUUUCCUGUUGGAUGCAUGAUAAGCACAUUGCCCUACAUGUGAAGUCUCUGGAUUUCGCAAGUGUCUAACUCUUCUACCAAAGGAGGAUAGGGUGCGAAUGUGGUGUCAAACCACAAACUGUGCUCAUAUCGCAG